AUGGAGGAGGAUGCGGAAGAGUCCCAGUGGGACCAGCUCAAUCGCACAGAGUGGCGAGGAUUGGGACUUACCGAUCCAAUAAAGAGCAUCGAGGACAAAUGGCUACUCUUGCCUGCUUUUCUCAAGGUGAAAGGCUUGGUCAAGCAGCAUAUUGACUCGUUCAACUAUUUCGUCGACGUCGACAUCAAGAACAUUCUAAAGGCAAACAACAAGGUCACCUCUGAUGUCGACCCUCGCUUUUGGCUAAAAUACACGGAUAUUCGCGUUGGGUUUCCCGACCGUACGGACGCGGACGCGAUAGACAAGAGUGUUACCCCGAACGAAUGCCGUCUCCGCGACACUACAUAUAGCGCACCCAUCGUCGUCACAAUCCAAUACACUCGCGGAAAAAACGUCGUUCGCAGGCCCAAUGUCAACAUCGGCAGACUACCCAUCAUGUUGCGAAGCAACAAGUGCGUUCUCACCGGCCGCUCGGAAGCGCAGCUUGCUCGUAUGAUUGAGUGCCCACUGGACCCUGGAGGAUACUUCGUGGUCAAGGGGACGGAAAAGGUCAUUUUGGUCCAGGAGCAGUUGAGCAAGAAUCGUAUCAUCGUCGAGACGGACCCUGUGAAAGGUGUCGUCCAGGCUUCUUGUACUUCGUCCACACAUGGAGGUCUCAAGUCAAAAACCUACGUCGCAACUAAGAAGGGAAAGAUCUAUCUCCGGCACAACUCAAUUCACGAAGACGUUCCCAUCGUCAUUGCCCUCAAAGCCCUCGGCAUUCAAUCUGACAAGGAAAUCCUCCUUCUCACCGCCGGUAACUCGGAAGCGUACAAGGAUUCGUUCGCCCCAAACCUCGAGGACGCCGCCAGAUUGGGGAUCUUCACAAGACACCAGGCCUUGGAAUGGAUAGGAAGUCGAGUCAAGAUCAAUCGACGGAUCGUUGGUGUGCGAAGGCCAGCGUGGGAGGAGGCUCUUGAGGCACUGGCUACCAUCGUCUUGGCUCAUGUGCCCGUCGUUGGGAUGGACUUCCGUUCGAAGGCCAUCUUUGUGGCGACUAUGACUCGACGAGUCCUGAUGGCCGUGAAAGACGAGAAGAUGGUGGACGAUAGGGACUAUGUUGGAAACAAACGAUUGGAAUUGGCAGGACAGUUAUUGGCGUUGUUAUUUGAAGACCUCUUCAAGACAUUCAACACGAACCUCAAAUCCUCAAUCGACAAGGUGCUCAAGAAACCGUCGCGGACGACGGAGUUCGACGCCUUCAACACCAUGCAGUUCCAGGGCGAUCACAUCACUUCCGGUUUCGUUCGCGCCAUCUCGACGGGCAACUGGUCUUUGAAGCGUUUCCGCAUGGACCGUGCUGGGGUCACGCAUGUCCUCUCGCGUCUCAGCUUUAUUUCCGCCCUAGGCAUGAUGACUCGUAUAUCAUCUCAAUUCGAGAAGACACGGAAAGUCAGUGGACCCCGUGCUCUGCAGCCGAGUCAAUGGGGUAUGCUUUGCCCGAGUGAUACCCCGGAAGGAGAGGCUUGCGGUCUGGUCAAGAACUUGGCGCUCAUGACCCAUAUCACGACCGACGUCGACGAAGAGCCCAUUAUCAAGGUUGCGUACAUGCUCGGGGUCGAGAACAUCGGCCAGUCCACCGGGACGGAGAUCUAUGGUCCGAACACCUUUGUAGUCAACGUAAACGGGACAAUCAUAGGUCUUACCCGCUUUCCGACUCGAUUUGUCCACAACUUCCGUCGUCUUAGGCGCGCUGGGCGGGUCAGUGAGUUUGUGAGCGUUUAUAUCAAUCACCACCACCACACAGUGAAUAUCGCCAGCGAUGGCGGUCGAAUUUGUAGACCCAUGAUCAUCGUCGAUAACGGACGUCCCAUGGUCACUUCGGAACAUGUCUCGCUCUUGAAGAAGGCAAAACUUGAGUUUGAUGACUUCUUGCGGCAAGGUCUCGUUGAAUAUCUGGAUGUGAACGAGGAGAACGACUCGUACAUCGCUCUCUACGAACCGGAUAUCGUCCCGACGACCACACAUCUCGAGAUCGAACCCUUCACUCUUCUCGGUGCCGUCGCUGGUCUCAUCCCUUACCCACAUCACAAUCAAUCGCCUAGGAAUACCUACCAAUGUGCUAUGGGUAAACAAGCCAUCGGGGCAAUCGGCUACAAUCAGCUGAACCGAAUCGACACGUUACUCUAUCUAUCGGUCUACCCGCAGCAGCCCAUGGUGAAGACGAAGACGAUCGAGCUUGUUGGAUACGACAAGCUUCCUGCGGGACAGAAUGCCACCGUCGCCGUGAUGAGUUACUCUGGAUACGAUAUCGAAGAUGCGUUGAUUUUGAACAAGGCCAGCGUGGACAGAGGUUAUGGCCGGUGUCAAGUGCUUCGCAAGAACGCAACUCUCAUCCGAAAAUAUCCCAACGGAACAUUUGACCGGUUGGCAGAUGCGCCCACGGACGAAGAAGGCAAUGUACAGAAGAAAUACGAUAUCGUCCAACUGGACGGUCUCGCUGGCGUCGGCGAACGUGUCGACCCCGGAGAUGUCUAUGUCAACAAGCAGACACCUACGAACGCAAACGACAACACGUUCACAGGGCAGGCGGCCUCAGUACCGUACAAGAAUGCGCCCAUGACCUACAAGUCACCUGUCGCAGGCCAUGUUGACAAGAUCAUGAUCUCUGAUACGGAGAAUGACCAGACGCUCAUCAAAGUUCUGAUACGGCAGACGAGAAGGCCCGAACUCGGAGACAAGUUUUCAUCUAGGCAUGGUCAAAAGGGCGUUUGUGGGCUCAUAGUGAACCAAGAAGACAUGCCAUUCAAUGAUCAAGGCAUCGUUCCUGAUACCAUCAUGAACCCUCAUGGUUUCCCUUCACGCAUGACGGUAGGAAAAAUGAUUGAGCUCCUUGCAGGGAAGGCCGGCGUUCUUGCAGGCAAGCUUCAGUAUGGUACAGCCUUUGGCGGCUCGAAGGUGGAAGACAUGUCGCGUAUUCUGAUUGAGAACGGCUUCAGUUAUGCUGGGAAGGACAUGCUUACUAGUGGCAUCACUGGCGAACCCAUGGAGGCUUACGUCUAUUUCGGACCAAUAUAUUACCAGGUAAAGCAUAUGGUCAUGGACAAGAUGCAUGCUCGAGCCAGAGGUCCGCGCGCCACAUUAACACGCCAGCCCACCGAAGGUCGAUCUCGCGAAGGUGGCUUACGACUAGGCGAGAUGGAGCGAGAUUGCUUGAUAGGUUAUGGCGCGACGCAACUGCUCCUUGAACGACUCAUGAUCUCUUCCGACAAGUUCGAGGUCAAUGCGUGCCAAGAGUGUGGUUUGCUCGGCUACAAUGGCUGGUGCACGUACUGCAAGAGCUCUAAGAAAAUGGCCCAGCUCACGAUCCCUUAUGCCGCCAAGCUCCUCUUUCAGGAGCUCAUGGCCAUGAACGUUGUACCACGGCUGGUUCUAGAUGACGCGUGA
Molecule: messenger RNA, 3426 nt
Organism: Stereum hirsutum FP-91666 SS1
Lineage: Eukaryota; Fungi; Basidiomycota; Agaricomycetes; Russulales; Stereaceae
Product: beta and beta-prime subunits of DNA dependent RNA-polymerase
Exons: 14
Coding region: 1-3426 (1141 amino acids)
Biological process (GO): DNA-templated transcription
Cellular component (GO): RNA polymerase III complex
Molecular function (GO): DNA binding; DNA-directed RNA polymerase activity; ribonucleoside binding
Source: RefSeq, a predicted model, not a curated record